GCCUGUCGUGAUUGGUAAUUUAAAAACAGGAGAAAAAAAGGGAAAACUAAAUAUUAAAAGAGGAGGCAUCCUCUGGGUACCAUGAGUUAACACAGACGGAGGAAACAACUGAAAGUCCCUACGACAAAGAACAAGAACGGCCGACAGCGAAUUCUCAAAUAUGGCAGAUACGGAAGUGAAUCCAGUUACGAUUUUGUCUCUGCUUUUCCUCAUAUUUUCCACCCUUACAUUAAUCAGAUAUGUUGUAAUUGUUUUUUCAAUAUGGUCAUUUGCUGUUGGAUUGAUUCUUGCAUAUUUGGUUCUCAGAAAUUGGAAUGAAGCUCCAAACCUUUUGAUGCUGUUGCAACUUACAGGCAGUAUUAAAACACCCAAAACAACAAGCUAUGAUACAACAAAGAAAGUUAGAAAAGGGUGCACAGUUUGUUCGAAAAAAGGCUGUUCAAGACACAGACCUGAAAUCUCACAUCAAAGUUUACAUCCAUGGGAAGAUUUAAAAAUCCCAAAACGAGUUGAUGAAGCACUCACAGAGUUCUUCGAGAUUGUUUUACGUACACAUUUGUACUCAUGGUAUUGGGAUUUGAGCCAUGAUCAAGGGUUUGUUGAUCAAGCUAGAUAUAUCUUACGUUAUGCAGUGACAAUUAUUCUGCAGAGAACUCAGAAAGUAAAUAUUCCAGAAUUCCUUUUGAAAAAAUGUUUGAAGAAGUUCAUGAUUCACGUAGACUGCUUUUUUCGAACAAAAGAAAGAGCAUCUUAUGGGGAUGACGUUCAAGCGUUAGUUAUAGAAAAAAUUAAAACAUAUAAGCAUUUCAGUUUGCAAAAUGAUCUAGCAGAAGAAGAAUAUUUGAGAUAUACAAUACAUACUUUGCUACCAUAUUUGUUGCCGAGAUCUGAGCUUGAAUGCAGAUCAGCAGAAUAUUUUCUUGAAGAACUUCUUAAUGGUGUUAUUUUCAAAACGUUAGCAGAAAAAAUAGUGGAGCCAGAUUUUGUGAAUAAUUUAUUGCUGAUCUUUCUUGAUGAAGAAACGCUACCAGAACCAAGCUACCCACCCAGUGAAAAGGUGACGUUUCUCGAGGAGUUUGGGAGACACAGAAUGCAUCAUGCAAAAUCGGCUUUGAUGGUUUCAGCAUAUGACUUGAUGCAUGAUGCGAAGUAUUUGUACCCAUUUAUGCAGUUUAUGAAGAGAGAAGGCUCGCUGAACAUUUUACAGUUUUGCUUGGCUGUUGAGGAAUUCAACAAACGAAGUUUAGCGGCUGAUGCAACUGAAGAUGACCAAGCCAAACUUUUUGAAGAGACACAAGAAAUUGAUGCGUUAUAUUUCAAGCAAGAUGCAGUUGAUAAAAUUAAUUUCCCCAAAGAUAUAGUGACUGACUUUCAAGAUGCUGUUGCGUCACCUAAGGAUGCCAUGAUGAAACUCAGAACUGCAGCGCCAUUAUUCCGAGCAUAUGAACAUGCACUGGAUAUAUUAGAGAAGAUUUAUGCCCCCCUUUUCCAUCAAAGUGAGGAAUUUUAUGCUCUGUUAUGUGGAGACAGAAUAUCAAGUCGAAAACGGAUUGUCGAGAGUAAUUUAUCAAAAAGAAAAUUCAUGCCAUUUGCAGAGCUUUCGAAAAUUGCUGGUAAAAUAAAAGCGAAGAAGCAGAAAGUGAAAGAGGACAAGUCAUUAGCUAUUUUUCUCGACGAUCCUGAAGGAACGGAGGAAGCAUAUGAAGCGUAUGAUGAUUCAGAUGGUGAUUAUGAUGACAACGAAGAUAAUGACAGUGAUGACGAAGUUUACGAUCUCAGCUACUGGCAUGUGAUUAUUGCCAAUAUUGACUAUAUAUUUGAAAAGAAUAAAAAGGUUUAUGUAUUUGUCAUCAAUGUAGAACGCAUCGGUGGUAAACGCGAAACUAUGGACGAAUCAAAAUGGCAAGUUGUAAGAAAAUACAAUGAGUUUUACGUUCUUGAUGCAAAACUUCGACGUUUUCAUGAUACUGUGCGUGAAGCAGAAUUGCCACCCAAACGAACCAUCUUGAAAAAGGACCAUGGAUAUCUGGAAUCAAUAAGAUUUCGAUUGCAAGAGUACUUACAAAAACUGGUUCGAAGUCCAGUGUUCCGUGGUAGCAGCCUCCUGCACAGUUUUUUAACACCUGGCGGAGAUAUAACUGGAAUGUUUGAGCAAGAAAGUGUUGGAAAAGAGGCUGGAAGAAAAGUGAUCUCGUUGAAAAGUAAACUUGUCGUUGAGAAAGGUCAAAACCUGGAACCAUUUUUAAAUGCAUUUAUAACAUCUUGUGAACCACCUGUAAAAAAACGACUUCCAAUCAAAUGUCCACCAACUCAAGGAAUGUCAGGUCACAAAAGAAGAGACAGUAGAAUGUACCUCCCGCCUCCAGCGUGGGCAAGAGACGUUCGGAGAUCUUUAUCAAGCACAAGUUCCGAUACCUAUACUGAUUCUAUAUCAAGUGUCACACAAUAUAUAUUAUAUAUAGCACGCAAUCAUGUGAAAGUUCCAUCGUGGCUUCACCAUUUCUUAAUUUGCUUUCAAUAUCUUUGUAAAAACACCUUGGACGCGUUUGUAGAAAGAUACGUUUCGUAUAAACUUUCGUUAGUUACGGCUGAAUUACAACUUGUCUCGUAUAUUCAUUUAAUUCGAGAUAUAAUAUUCUUUGAUAAUGAUCCACCACGCACCGAUUCCGAUAAGGUGGAGAGACGCGAUAAAACUGUGUCACAGAUGCUCUCCUUCUUUCCUGAGAGAGUGAAGAACGUAAUAGGAUGCGACAAUCACGAUCACGCCAUUAAAACUUUAUUCGAGAUGUUUCAGUAUCCAAAGUUAAAUAAACAGCUUCUCUUCAUACUAUUCGACGAGCUGCUUUUUGAACUUUUUCCAGAACUUCAACAACAGACGGAGAAGAAUAGCUGAUCUUGAAUAUCUUGGCGUCAUCCUUCAAAUGCUUUCACGUGGCCUGACAGCAAACUAGAGCCUGUUUAGUUAUCCGGCUUUUAAAACUGGGGAUUAUUUCUAGAGUGAAGUAUUACCUAUGUGUGAGACUUAAUAAGAUAGUAAAGUGGUAAGCCUUGAAGGAAAAAAAAUGGAAACAAAAUUCCGUAGAUAAGAAGAAAUUUAAUGAUCAAAGAAUUUUUACCAUGAUGUCGUAAAAGGGUAGGAUAGCCUUCGUACGACGAUUUUUUCUUUACCUCGUAUCAGAUAACCUAAUUGUUGGCUCACAAAUUUAAAACACUUUUUUUCGUUGGUUUUCUUAAGAAUUAUUUUGUAUCAAAUUUGUAUUAUGAUAAGAAAACUUAAUUAUUUAUUUUUAUAUUUUUUUAAUUAAAUUGAAAUAACAUUA
This is a messenger RNA of Hydractinia symbiolongicarpus, 3320 nucleotides long. Its product is annotated as sorting nexin-14-like. Gene Ontology annotation, molecular function: phosphatidylinositol binding. The record is from RefSeq and is a predicted model, not a curated record. NCBI's taxonomy places the organism in Eukaryota, Metazoa, Cnidaria, Hydrozoa, Anthoathecata, Hydractiniidae. Gene Ontology annotation, cellular component: late endosome. Bases 161 to 2893 code for a protein of 910 amino acids. Gene Ontology annotation, biological process: autophagosome maturation. The transcript is spliced from 36 exons.